AUGGGUAACACAAACAAUAAAGUAAAAGGAAAGAAUAAAAAGACUCCCGUUCAACAAUACGGUAAAAACCAACCUGUACUCGGUUCAGUCAAUGGAUACAAUUAUUAUCCAAAUCAAUAUGCACCUGAACAAUAUUUUUAUCCUGCAUAUCCUCCAGAUCGUCCCGUAGUUUCUAGUGAACAAUAUCUGCAAAAUGAAUUUUUUCCGACAAUACCAACAAACAAUGACGUCGUCGAACAAUAUCCUUCGGCUCAUCAUAGUCAUGUUCACCAUUCUCACAGUGCAAAUAAAGAUCCUCAUCCUCAUCAUCAUCAUCGUCAUCAUCAACAUAAUCAUACAUCCGAUGGUCACAAUCAUCAUCGUUCUCAUCAUCAUCAUCACCAUCAUCAUCAUUCAUCUUCAUCAAUUACUGAAAACGAAAUUUCAAAUCCUUCUAUAGUUAAAGCGGAUGUAACUUCUUCUCGCCCACUUGUGGAAGAUCCACCUUCUCUUCAAACAAAAAAUCCUAUCACCCCUGUUACCUAUAGAGAACUAGUAAUUCCUUCACCUGCCGUGGAGUCAACUUCUGUUGUAGCACCAAAAUCUCAAACUCCUGUUAUAAUUAAACAGCAACCACCUCCUCGGCCAUUAACCAUGCCCCUGACUGUAUCUUCGUCUCUUCCAGUAACAGCAGACAAUUUUGAAAACGCUCCAAUAUUAGUAACAAAUCAUGUUCUAAAAUCAUCUGAUAAAAAAUCGAUACAUACCUUUGGAUCAGAUACAGUGUCUAUCGUAAAACGAACUCAAUCACAACCUUCAACACCGGGUGGUAGAUGGUAUGAACAUAAUUAUGAUAAAAGAAUAACACCACUUACUACUAAAUAUGUUUAA
This is a messenger RNA of Rotaria sordida, 870 nucleotides long. The record is from the annotation of a GenBank genome assembly. Lineage: Eukaryota; Metazoa; Rotifera; Eurotatoria; Philodinida; Philodinidae.